AUGCGUGUGUUUCAGUUGACAACGGCCCUGGGGUCGAUCGUCGUUUCUGCGGCAGCUCUUACUCCCGAACAGCUUAUUGAGGCUCCAAGGCGAAGUGACGCUGUUCCCAAUCCAUCUGGAGAAGUCGCACUCUUUUCCACCUCUGAGUACUCCUUCGAGACCCAUGUUACAUCAUCAUGGUGGAGUCUGCUGGAUCUGAAGACUGGAAAAGUGACUCAACUUACCAACGAUAGCAAUGUCUCUGAAUUGGCUUGGCUAGGGUCUACUGACUCGGGUUUGUUGUAUAUCAAUGGCACUAAUGCCGAAAUUCCUGGAGGUACCGAGAUUUGGGUGUCAGAUACCUCUGAUUUUGCCAACUCUGCCUAUCAAGCAGCUUCACUGCCAGCGCCACUUUCUGGUCUCAAGACAGCCAUCACCAAGUCUGGAGAUAUUAACUUCUUGGUGUAUGGAGAGUCUUACCCUAAUGGAACAGCAUAUAAUGGAGAGCUUGCUGCCACGCCCCUAAGCUCUGCACGUAUCUACGAUAGUAGCUACGUCCGCCAUUGGGAUACAUGGCUCACGACGAGAUUCAAUGCUAUCUUCUCGGGAACUCUGAAGAAGAAGAGAGCCGGGCAUGGAGCGACACCCCGCUACACUUCUAGUGGAUCUCUCAAGAACCUCGUCGCAGGAGUCAAGAACCUCGAGUCACCCUACCCGCCAUUCGGCGAUUCGUCUGACUAUGACAUCUCCGCCAACGGAAAGUUGGUUGCAUUCAAAAGCAAGGCCCCUGAAUUGCCGCGUGCAAACAACACUGCUUCAUAUAUUUAUCUUGUGCCUCAUGAUGGAUCCAAGAAGGCCGUCGCUAUCAAUGGCCCAGACAGUCCUGGCACACCGAAAGACAUCAAAGGUGAUUCGAGCAGUCCUGUAUUUUCCCCAGAUGGCCGCUACCUUGCAUACCUCCAAAUGCAAGACGUCGCCUACGAGUCUGAUCGCCGCAUUGUCUAUGUUUACACCAUUGACUCCAAGGAUACUAUUCGUACAUUGGCCAAGAACUGGGACCGGUCACCUAGUGCAAUCAAGUGGACUGCUAACGGGAAGGACUUGGUUCUGAAUACAGAGGACUAUGCACGCUCUCGCCUCUUCUUGCUGCCUGCCAAUGCUGGUAACGAUUUCAAGCCUAAGAACUUCACCGACGGUGGCGCGGUGGCUGCAUACUACGGGCUGCCUAACGGAGACUACUUGGUUUCUAGUUCUGCUAUCCAUACUAGUCGCACUGUUUACACCGCGAAGCCUGGCAAGGGCGUCACAGGUGUUAUCUUCUCUGCUAACGAAGUUGAUCCCGCACUGAAGAGCAUGGGUCCAUCAGACGUUGAUGAGUUCUACUAUAAGGGCAACUGGACAGAUAUUCAUUCUUGGAUUAUUUACCCCCCGAACUUUGAUAAGUCGAGGUCAUACCCGCUCCUGUUCUAUAUUCACGGUGGUCCUCAAGGUUCUUGGGCCGACUCCUGGAGCACUCGGUGGAACUACAAGGUGUUUGCCGACCAAGGAUAUGUGGUUGUCGCACCCAACCCAACUGGUAGCACUGGAUUUGGUGAUAAACUCACGGAUGAGAUUGCGAACAAUUGGGGAGGAUACCCUUAUGACGACUUGGUCAAAUGCUGGGAGUAUGUCCGGGACAACUUGGACUUUAUUGAUACCGAUCGUGGUGUGGCAGCUGGCGCCAGCUAUGGUGGCUUCAUGAUCAACUGGAUCCAGGGUAACCCUCUAGGCCGCGAGUUCAAGGCGCUGGUUAGCCACGAUGGUACAUUUGUGGCCGAUGCAAAGAUCUCAACCGAGGAACUAUGGUUUAUGGAGCAUGAGUUCAACGGCACGUUCUGGGACAACCGAGACAACUAUCGUCGGUGGGACCCAUCAGCUCCAGAACAGAUUAAACAGUUCAGUACGCCACAGCUCAUCGUCCACAGUGAUUUGGAUUAUCGGCUUCCUAUUUCCGAGGGUCUGUCGCUUUUCAAUAUCCUGCAAGAGCGAGGUGUUCCAAGCCGGCUGCUUAAUUUCCCUGAUGAAAACCACUGGGUGGUAAACAAGGAAAACAGCCUCGUUUGGCAUCAGCAAGUCCUAGGAUGGCUCAAUAAGUACUCUGGCAUCGACACUCCAGGCUCUAUCAACUUGGAUCACACUACAGUUCCCGUCGUGGAUUAUAAUCCUAAAUUUUAG
Penicillium vulpinum is the source of this 2193-nucleotide messenger RNA. It is a transcript of the gene dppV, whose product is annotated as dipeptidyl peptidase DppV. NCBI's taxonomy places the organism in Eukaryota, Fungi, Ascomycota, Eurotiomycetes, Eurotiales, Aspergillaceae. The record is from RefSeq and is a predicted model, not a curated record. Bases 1 to 2193 code for a protein of 730 amino acids. The transcript is spliced from 8 exons. Gene Ontology annotation, molecular function: serine-type endopeptidase activity. Gene Ontology annotation, biological process: proteolysis.